This is a messenger RNA of Psammomys obesus (fat sand rat), 3335 nucleotides long. RefSeq names its product immunoglobulin like domain containing receptor 1 (gene Ildr1). The record is from RefSeq and is a predicted model, not a curated record. The transcript has 9 exons. Gene Ontology annotation, molecular function: high-density lipoprotein particle receptor activity. NCBI's taxonomy places the organism in Eukaryota, Metazoa, Chordata, Mammalia, Rodentia, Muridae. The coding region runs from base 1 to 2136 and encodes 711 amino acids. Gene Ontology annotation, cellular component: plasma membrane.
AUGGCCAACAGACAGCCCAUCCAGCCUAGGAUGACAAGACCCUAUUUCCCCUUGCGCCCACAACUCCGAAUCCUGGCAUCCAGGGCUCCCAGGUCAGAGCUGCCGCUGCUCCCCUCCAGAGCUCCAGACCCUGUCAAGCCGCCCUCUGCUAUGCAGGUUCGCCGUACCCGCCCCCCUGGUCGUCCCCGGGCCCUACCUGGAGUCCUUGUGCGGCUCCUUGCACUGGGACACCUGCUGGACCUCUGUCUCCCCGGGACCAGCUGGAUGCUGAGCUCAGGAUGUGGCACCUGCCUGCCAGGCUUGCGAUGCCAAGUUCAAGUUGGUGGAGUGGCUUGUUACCAUCUGAAGCUCCCGGCUCGCCCUGGGUCGAGCCACUGCCUCCCGCAGACCCUCUGUCGGCCACCGUGGCCCAGCCCGGGGCUCCGCCCCUUGACUGCUACCCGCCUGCGGGCUUCCUGGGGUCCCUGGCCCCCCAAGCCCCUCGGAGCACACUUAUGGUCCGCGCCCCAGCCCUGCCUGGAGCCUGCCAGGCUCCUUCGAUGGCUCUGGUCAGCCGGAGCUGAGCUGAGCGCUCCGGAGCCGGGCGCUGCGGGUGCGGACGUCCCUCCCCCCAGGCUAUCCGUCGGGUUUGGAACACAGACUCAAGUCUGUACUGUUAAGUGUAUCCUUCCGGUGGCCUGGAUCUGCCCACUCGGCUUCCCACCAUUUGCUUGUGAGGACAAAGAUGGAGUGUGCCCACAGCAGCAGCAGCUGCUGCACAGCAUGGCCGAUGCAUGGAUAACAGAGUGUCAGCAGCCGCUUCGCAAGGCAACUGUUCGCAAGGUUAAACACAUCAAAAUAGGGGGUGUUUUCACACAGCUGGCCUUCAUUAAACAGUGUUUUCCUACGUAUGCUUCGGAUAAAGGUGAAGUUAGAGAAAAAGCUUACAGCGCAGAAAGAAACAGAGUGGUAGAAGCUGCCAACAUGCGGACUGUUGGAGUGAAGGCAUCCCUCUCAAGAUGUUGGCUUCUCUCCACCGUAGACUGGCUGACAGUGAUCUUCAUCAUCCUUGGAGCCCUCCUUUUCCUGCUGCUGAUUGGUGUGUGCUGGUGCCAGUGUUGUCCUCAGUGUUGCUGCUGCUACGUCCGCUGCCCCUGCUGUCCUACCCGCUGCUGCUGCCCCGAGGAAGCCCUGGCCCGCCACCGCUACAUGAAGCAGGUUCAGGCCCUAGGUCCUCAGAUGAUGGAAAAACCCCUGUAUUGGGGGGCGGACAGGAGCUCCCAAGUUUCAUCUUAUGCAAUGAACCCGCUGCUGCAGCGAGAUCUGUCCUUACGGUCCAGCCUUCCCCAGAUGCCAAUGACCCAGACGGCCGCUCACCCUCCCGUGGCCAACGGUGUCCUGGAAUAUUUGGAGAAAGAAUUGCGGAACCUCAACCCAGCUCAGCCUCUGCCUCGCGAUUUUAGAGCCAAAUCUGGCCACCCUUGUAGCAUGCUGUCCUCUCUAGGCUCCGCACAGGUUGUGGAGCGCAGAGUCAUCCACCUUCCCCCGCUGAUCAGAGACCCACUGUCCUCCAGGACCAGCGACUCCUCCCACCAGCAGCGGCUCAACCCUGUUCCUUCCAGACCUUGGGAUCCCAGUGAGGGCCGGAGGCAGCGCCAUCACUCUGACUUCCUCCAAGAGCUCCAGGACCGGGGGAUCAGGCCCUGGGCCCCGGAAAGAAGGGAGCUGGACCCCCAUUGGAGUUGGAGACACCACCGCUCUAGGCCCAGCGAGUCCUCCAUGCCCUGGUCAGACUGGGACAGCCUGAGCGAAGGCCCCUCGUCCAGUGAGGCCCCUUGGUCCCCCAGACGAUCAGAUCCCCGGGAAGGCGCCCAGAGACACGGGAGACGCAGGCAUCGCAGCUACUCGCCUCCCCUGCCCGCGGGCCCCAGUUCUUGGAGCUCUGAAGAGGAGAAAGAGUCACUGCCCAGGAACUGGGGUGCCCAGCGCCACCACCGCCGCCGCCGCCGCUCACAGUCCCCGAACUGGACUGAGGAGAAGCCACCCAGCUACCGUUCACUGGAUGUUACUUCAGGCAAGAACAACAUGAAAAAAGGGAGUGUGGAGAGGCGCUUGGAGAGAGAGAGCUCCCAUAGUGGACGGAGUGUGGUCAUUUAGUCUCCAGGCGCUGUACCGCUUCAAGGAUCCCACGUGUCCUCAGCAUUGCCAAGAUUUCCAGCUGUCUUGGGAAGGACAGAACACAUCUGUGUCUCACAAGUUCGGACAUAGCUUCUAGGAAUCAAAUAGAAGAAUUUUCAGAACAGAAGCCAACAUUCCCGUUGUUCAUGCCCUCUGCCUCUUACACGAUCUCUGAGUUGAAAGAGGCCUUAGCUAGGAUAUGAUCCCUUGGGAACAUAGUAGCACAAGUGUUCAAGUAGGUCAAGGUGCUCAGGACCAAGGCGUUCACAUAAUGACAACUCAGGAAUCUUAAAGAAGAAAUCAACUGUAUUUCAGAAACAGGAAACCUAUGGGAUAUUAUAGGCAAAUUUCCAUGGGAACUUCCUGUCCUCUCUUGAACUUUAGGGUUUUCCACUAAAGUGUCCCCACCUGUGGUCCUGAGUUUCCAGUCCAAGCAAGUGCAGAAGUUCUCCAUCUCUGUGCACACCCACAGGCUGUUUAGUGCAACUCCAGAAAAUAAGUUUUUCAACAACCAUAUUCUCGAUUAUUUUCUUCUUGCUCCUUUCCCCUACACUUAAUUUAUUUUCUUAUAUAUAAUAAUAGAAUGAUGCUAAAAUCACUUUAACUACUUGCAAGCACCACACAGUAUAAACAAGAAAAAUUAAUGCAGUGGGUUGAAGAUUCCAUCCCAAAUAAAUAUCUGCUUUUCUACUUUGGGUUCCUACUUUAUUCAUUGGUUUAAGCCUAUCUCCCAGUAAAAUUCAGAGAAUGAUAUGAAUCGGGCCAUGAUAGGUAGCUCUGAAGCUACCAUUCUCUUGGGGCUACUGAAUGGUUCAGGAUUGUGAUGUCCCAACCAUUAGCAUGUAGGUAGGCUUUGCCACUCACAGAGUCCCCAGAGGAAAGAGCUGCACCCUUCCUGUAAUAGGGCGAUCACUGCUUCCCAUUUUCCACUUGGUUGCUUCACAGAUAUAUUUAUGCUUGAUGUGUUGGCUUUCUCUGAGUCGACUGGAAGGAGAUGGAUCCAACGGUAUUGAUAUUGUACAGAUAAGUAUCCCUACCUGUGUGGUCGCAAGCUCAAUUUAGAGCUAAUUGUAUCAACCUAUCCAUUUUAAUCCAGACUCAAAAUUAAAAGUGAAAAAAAAAAUAGGCUAACUUCCUGUGUUUGGCAGAGGUUAUUUUCAGGACUUAUAAAAUCUGAA